Messenger RNA from Xenopus laevis (African clawed frog), 2766 nucleotides. RefSeq names its product leucine-rich repeat-containing protein 75B (gene lrrc75b.S). NCBI's taxonomy places the organism in Eukaryota, Metazoa, Chordata, Amphibia, Anura, Pipidae. The record is from RefSeq and is a predicted model, not a curated record. Bases 364 to 1347 code for a protein of 327 amino acids. The transcript is spliced from 4 exons.
CCAGACACAUCGCCUCCCUCCUCACUACACUCGCUGCCGGCCCCUGAUUGGUCAGACUCUGGGGGAGAAAUAUAAACAAACAGAACCAGGCGACUCCAGACACAUAGGCAAUCGGAACCGACAGACCCAGUUCUGUAACCGAACCCUUUGGAAUUGACUGUACGAGUAGCAGUGAGAGCAACAGCCCCACGCUGAUUUCAGAGGCAGCUUCAGCACCAGCAGCGGACAGCUCCAGACGUGAGAGCCCGGCACGUAGUCUAUGGCAGCGGGUCUGUGACCCCCCUGAGCGAGUACAUCAUCUGGCUGAGCACCGGCUAAUUCCAAUGGCUGGGUAGUUGCCAGGAGCCUAUUAUAGUGCACAAUAUGGGCGGCCGACUGAGCAGACAGAGUAGCCUGGAGGAUGAGACAGACGAAGCUGUGGAUUCGGGGGGCCCAAGGGCGGACGCUUCCAGGGUGGAGUUUGCCCUCACGUCUCUGAUGCUGAGUUCAGAGCGCAUCCCCGGGGUGCUAAGGAGAAACAAGCCGGCUCCCUAUAUGCGCAGAUCCGCCUGGAUCCGAGACAUCCAAGCGCUACUCCGAGACCACAAGCUGCAACAAGCCGUGCAGGUCCUGAAACUGCUCCGCAAGGACCUGGGCCUGGAGGGGACAUUCCUCAAUGACAUCCUCUAUAGACACUCCACCUUUCUCAACCUGGUGGAUCCCAUCUCCCAUGAGCUGCUGCUCAGCCUUGCCAGAGAACUACAGUGUCCUAGAAAGGAACAUGACACAAUGAAAUCCACAGAUCGCAUUUGUCGCCAACUUAUCUACCACCUGACACCUCACUCCAAGUGGCAUCGGCAUAGCCUGCCUCAGAGAAAAAGCCUGACAAGCCUGAAGAACAGCCUACUGCAGAAACUGAGCACUGACACUCUGGAUCUCUCUGGAAUCCCUCUUUCACCCCGUGAUGCACAGCGUAUUGCUCACUACUUGCAGAGUCAUGGAGACCACCUCACCAGUAUAGAUCUGAGCUUUACUGACCUAACUGAUGGCACUUUAUGCCUCGUACUACCAGCUCUUUCAGCUUUGCCCAAUCUUACGCACCUUGCACUCAAUGGGAAUCGACUGACUUGCAACACCCUAAAGGAGCUCAGUGAAGCCAUGAAGGAUAGUGUCAACUUCCUCUGCUUGAGCUGGGUGGAUUUGGGCAAUAAUGUAGAUAUCUUCUCCAUGCCCCAGCCUCUGCUUCUUGGUUUAAGGCGACGUUUGUGCCAGCAGAAUCUUCUUCCCACAAUUCCUGAGGCUCAAGAUGGUGACAUUUCCGAGGGGGGCAUUCCUGUGUCUUUUCCAGAGCUGCAUUGGGACAGAUGACAUCUCUAAAUGCAGUGAUCAUGAAGACUACAAAUGACCCCACAUACUGUCCCGCCUCUUAAUGAAUCAGAGAGUGGGUCCCACUUGUAUUAGUGGUUCUCUGUGACCAGUUACAGAGGAGGAGAACUGGAUACAAAUUGCCCACAUCCCCACUCAUUUUCACCACCCAGCAAGAGUAGUAGAGCAGCACAUAACAUUUCCACACCAGCCUUAUCACUGUGUGUCCUGCUGCUUAUUCCCUUAAUAAAAGGAGCCAGGAAUCAGUCAGAACUGCAUUGUCAGGAAAAUUUGGAACUGGGUGGCAUUUGCUGUCCAACAUUGUAAUAUUGUGGGUGAAGCAAUCACCAGUACCCACUCCUAACUUCUAUACAUGUAGUAUGAAUGUUUGGCUGGGUGCAGCAGAGCUACUGGCUCGCAAGUUUUUCAGUAUAUUGGUAGGAUAUGUGUUUGGCUUUUCCAUGUUAACUAACGCAGUGUGACAAUUAACUGUGCAAAUAUCAAAGGCUUCUAAGGACAAUAUAUGAUUUAUUACAAAUCUACCUAAAACUUGUAUUCUGUUCAGCAAAAUCAGAGUUACCGUUGUUGGAAAUUGUUGAAAUUAGUAAAGCCAUAUUUCUGCAUUGCAGAUCCGCACACACACGCAUACACUUGUUCUGUUAAAUAUUGGGAGAGCCCAACAUUUUUGGAUGUAUAGGUAUAUUCUGUAUUUUUUGUCUGAGACCUCCCUUUUUGUCUGAAUGGUUUUUUUGUGUAGAAUAUCAAUGCUAUCAUACUCAGUGCACAGUCACAAGAUAGAAAGUAAAACAAAUGCUUACGUACUUACACAGCUAUUUAAAGGGCACUACCAUCAUAAAAGAAAUAUUCUGUACCAUGGGGUUACUAUUGGCAUCUUUUAUGAAUAUUAAACUAAAAUGUAAUCAUAUUUGCUGUUAAUCAUGGAACUUUGUUGAAAAACCAGCUGAUGAAACACAAAGGUUUAAUACUUUCCCAAAAAAGCUCAAGCCAUACUGUGAGCAGGAGUUGCUUUCUAUCUAUCUAUCUAUCUAUCUAUCUAUCUAUCUGUCUGUCUGUCUGUCUGUCUGUCUGUCUGUCUGUCUGUCUGUCUGUCUGUCUGUCUGUCUGUCUGUCUGUCUGCCUGUCUGUCUGUCUGUCUGUCUGUCUAUCUAUCUAUCUAUCUAUCAAUCUAUCAAUGUAUGUGUAAUUUGCAUUAAAGAUUUGCCAUAUGAAAUGGUAGGUCUGUCAGAAGCUAUCACUGCAUUCUGUGUUUUCAUCCAACAAGAUCAUGUCUGACUUUUGUUGUCAUUGAAGUAAAGAGAUUUGGUCUGCUUAGUCCUUCAUUUGCUCUGUAUCAUAUUUGUAUGGAUAGUCAUUAUAGUGAUCAAUCAGUGGUAACAAAAAAGUAAAUACUAUAAACUAUUA